Molecule: messenger RNA, 1195 nt
Organism: Eurytemora carolleeae
Lineage: Eukaryota; Metazoa; Arthropoda; Copepoda; Calanoida; Temoridae
Exons: 14
Coding region: 88-1065 (325 amino acids)
Source: RefSeq, a predicted model, not a curated record
AGUUCAGUACAGUAUAAGUAGCCUUAUAAAACAGUUUCUGUACGCAAUUCGAACAACAAACACAGUUUUGUUUUUAUACAUAGCAAAAUGAGUAAGAAAUCAGUUUUUACCUUUUUAGUUAUUAUUUUGAUAUUUACGACAGUGAACAGACUUUUAGCAGUACCUACACCAAUAGACCAGAACAACGAGAAGGACAGAAAUGAGUUUUUGACAAAUUUUCUUUCGUUGUCAGCUUCCUCUUUGCUUAAAGGUGAUCAGAAUGAUACCGAUCACAUAGAAAUUAUAAAGGACAGAAGUUUACCGGUAUCUAUAGAGGGCACAGCUUUACAAGAAAAAGAUGAAAUAUUGAAAAACGACGACUUUCAAAGACAACGAAUAAUUUCUCCUAGAUUUAAUCCCUCGAGAAAUUCACAAAGAGAAGAAAUCAAAAACCUUAAAAAGACGAAAAAUGUAAAUCCAGAAGAAGACGAUCUUGGUCCCCCUCCUCUUCCUCCCCUUCGGGAAACGGAGUUUUUUAGAACAAGGUUCAAAACCAGUCCAGUUUUUGAUCUGAAAUCUGCAGAUUUUCUGAGUACAGACACCCUUGCUCGUGAUCCUAAAUCCACUGAUGCUUUGUCCAAACGCAAAGAUGAACAGGCUGGAGUGAUAGGAGGAGUGGUGGGUGGAGUAGUUGGAGCAGUAGGAUUUAUUAUCAGCAAAAAAAUCAUAUUGGUUGCUGUGCUCUUGGCUGUUCUCCUUGCAAUGUCACUAACAGGUUUGGACCCUGAAAGUUUACUGCAAACAUUCACAGACAACUUUGGGUUCGGAUUUAAUGUAGAGGUUGGGGUGAAUGUCAGCACUGAAGGAUCAAGUUCAUCAAGUGCAGGAUUUCUUGAAAAAGCUUUUAACACAUUAAAUUCUCUGGUCGGUGUAAUUAUCAAUAUGAACACUAACUGGAUGGGAAACUCUUUAGGAGUUAUGGUUGAAGGAGGAACGGAAGGGGGAGGGUUUAAUGUCUCCUUUGCUCCAUCAGGAUCUGACAGUGAUUCUACUAAACAGUUCAACUUUAACCUUAAUCAACAAUAAAAAGAAAAAACUAUGUUCCAGAGUUUUAAAGAAAUAAUAAGUUAGACAUUUUACAGAUUGAAAAAUCUUAACACCUUUUUCUUGUAAUCAACCCUUUAAUUACUUAGAAUAAAUAUAGAAUUAUGUAUAA